UUCUUAAUUAAGCUAUUCAGUUUUUAUUUGUUAAAGUAUUAAAAAAGGCAAGCAAUUAUGGGUUGCACAUAAGCCAUUUAGCUUUAUAGUUAAAGUUAAAUUGAAAAGAUAGAUGAAGAAACUGUAAUAUAAUUCUUAAUGUAACAUAAAUAUGACUUUUAAAAGGUACUGGAAAAAGGAGAUUUUUCAUUAGCAAUGAUUGCAUAUUCUUAGAAACUAAAAUGUUAAGUUGCAAUUAAGGUUUUUAAACAGUUCGAAAAGUUCAAUUAGGAAAAUGAAAAAGAAUUAGACAAAAAGAUAGAAGUUCUAUAAAAUAUCACUAAUGAAAUAUAUUUCUUAAAGACAAUUGAAAAGAUUUACGAUAAACAAUAAGGAUUAAUUGCUAUUGUGACUGAACCUUAUGAUUGUAAUCUUAAUAAAAUUCUAGAAUUAAACAAGCUUAAUAUUGAAUAAAUUGUUGCAAUCGCUUAUUAGUUGCUAAAAGGUUUAGAUGUAUUGAAAAAAAAUGGUAUUUCUUUUCAAAAUUAUAUCUUAUCUGAAAAUAUUCUCUAUAGCUAAUCUAAAAAUAAGUUUUUAAUUGCCUAUUAUGGAUUAUAAAACACAAUGGCAAACUCUCUACCUAUGAAAACACAUGAAUCUGAUUAACAUUUAAAAAGCUAAUAAUCUCUGAAAGAGAUUAAAAGGCAAGAAUCAAGUGCAGAGAUAUAAAAUAUUGAUAUAUUCUCGCUUGGCUUAAUUGUGGCUGAAACUUUUAUAUAAAGAAGACUCACACAAAAAGAGAUUUUGAAUUUGAAGCAAAAAAAGUUUUUAGAAGUAUUUCCUUAUCAAGAAAGAUCAAAGGACGUAGAUUUUAUCAACUAAAUUAUUUCAAAGAUGACAGACCCUAACAAAGAUAAAAGACUUUAGCUAAUACCAAUUCUGCUUCAGAGUUUAGAUUCAUUCAAUAUUAAUGAGAAUUCUCUAAAAUCACUAAAAUUCAAGAAAGUAAGAAGGCUUUUCAUAAGCAAAUAAAAUAUUGAUGACAUAGUUAAAGCAAAUGAAUAUGAUGUGCUUGAAAUAAAUCUUGGGCAAAAUAGUCUUUUUGGGGCAGAAGGAGCUAGCAAUUUAGGUUAAAAAUUAGAAUCCUGUUAAAAUAUUGUUUCCUUAAAUCUUAAUCUUUAUCUAACUAAUCUUGGUGCAAAAGGAGCUAAUUAUAUUUGUAUGAGUUUAGGAAAAUGCUUAAAAAUUAACACUUUAAACCUUAAUUUAAGUUUCAAUUAAAUAGGAGCUGAAGGAGCGAAAAACAUUUGUAUGAACCUUGAAAAAUGUUAAAGCAUAACUUAUUUAAAUCUAAAUCUUUACUAUAAUAAUCUUGGAGCAGAAGGAACAAAAUACAUUGGGAUGUUCUUAGAAAAAUGCUAAAAUAUAUAUUCUUUGGUUCUUAAUUUAAGUAAAAAUAGGAUUGGUGCAAAAGGAGCAAAAAUUAUUGGAAGAAGCUUAGAAAAAUGUAAAAUGAUUACUUCGUUGGACCUUUUAAUAAGUGAAAAUGAUCUUGGAGUGGAAGGAGUAGAAAAUAUAGGGACAAGUUUAUAAAAGUGUCAAAACAUAACUUCACUGAAUCUUAACUUCAAUGGAAACAAUCUUGUAACAGAAUAUGCUUAAUUAGAAGUAAGCUUAGAAAAAAGCCAAAAUGUAAGUUCACUAUAUCUCAGUUAGCAAAACUAUAAUAAGCUUUUUGAGAAUGGUGCAAAAUAUAUUGAAAGGAGUCUAGAAAAUUGCCAAAACAUAACUUCUUUGAAAAUAUAAUUAAGUUAAACUAAUCUUGGAACUGAAGGAGUUAUGCAUAUAGCAAAUCUUUUAUAAAAAUGUCAGAAUAUUAUUUUGUUUGAACUUGAUCUUUAAGGUAAUCGCCUGGGUCCAGAAGGAGCAAAAAAUAUUGGAAUAAGCUUAGAAAAAAGUCAAAAUAUUACUUCUUUGAGUCUUAAUCUAAGUAAUAAUAACCUUGGUGAGGCUGGUGCAAAAAUUAUAGGGAUGAGCUUAGAAAAGUGCCAAAAUUUAUGCUCUUUGACUCUCUCUUUAAGUGGAAAUAAUAUAGGUGCUGUAGGAGCAAAGUAUAUUGGAAUGAGCUUAAAAAUGUGUAAGAAUAUCACUUAUUUAAAUCUUAAUAUAGAUGUAAAUGAAAUCAGAGCUGAAGGGGCAAAAUAUAUUGGAAUGAGCUUAGAAUUGUUUUCAAAUGUUACUUCUCUAAAUCUUUUUUUAACCGGAAAUAAUUUUGGAGCGUUUGGAGCAAAAUAUAUUGCAGCAAGCUUACCAAAUUGUGAAAGUAUUACUUCUUUAAACCUCAAUAUAUCAGGAAAUAACGUUGGUACAGAAGGAGCAAAGUAUAUUGCAACAAGCUUAGAAUAAUGCCAAAAUAUAACUUCUUUAAAUCUUAAUAUUUAUAACAAUAAUAUUGGUACAGAAGGGACAUAGUAUAUUGUAUCAAGCAUAGAAAAGUGUUAAAAUAUUACUUUUUUGAAUCUUUCAUUAGGCAAAAAUAAUAUUCAUUCAGAAGGAGCAAAAAAUAUUAGUUAAAGUUUGGAAAAUUGUCAAAACAUUAAUUCUUUGGAUCUCGAUUUAACUGAAAAUAAUUUAGGUGAAAAAGAAGCAAAAAAUAUAAGAAUUGCCUUAGAAAAAUGCCAAAAUAUUAAAUCAAUUAAUCUCUCUCUAAGCUUCUUAGUAAAUGGAAUAAUUUGGAUAGAAAAUUACUAAAAAACUUCAGAAGAUGCUUGAAACCAAUAAUCAGUGCAAGUUUAUAACAGAAA
This is a messenger RNA of Tetrahymena thermophila SB210, 2783 nucleotides long. Its product is annotated as kinase domain protein. Gene Ontology annotation, molecular function: small GTPase binding; protein kinase activity; ATP binding. The record is from RefSeq and is a predicted model, not a curated record. The transcript is spliced from 24 exons. Gene Ontology annotation, cellular component: cytosol; perinuclear region of cytoplasm; nucleus. Gene Ontology annotation, biological process: activation of GTPase activity; protein phosphorylation; nucleocytoplasmic transport. NCBI's taxonomy places the organism in Eukaryota, Ciliophora, Oligohymenophorea, Hymenostomatida, Tetrahymenidae.